AGGUACGUCCUCUCUAUGAUGCCAUACACCGGAGAUGCUUAGAGCUUCCACUUGAAGAGAACCUUUGCAUUGAUGAACAAAUGGUACCAUUUCGUGGAAAUCUGUCUGUCAAGCAAUACAUCAAAGGCAAGCCACAUCCCUGGGGAGUGAAAAUAUACUUUCUGUGUGGGAAAAGUGGCAUAGCCUAUGAUUUCCUGUUGCACCAAGGAGCUACAAUGGAGAUAUCACAGCAGCAAAGAAAGCAGCUGGGACUUGGAGCUGGAGUGGUGUACCAUCUCAGCCAGCGAAUCACAGAGGCCAAUCACAAGUUGUAUUUUGACAACUAUUUUACAACGUACAAUAUUCUGGAGCUGCUGACUAAGAGGAAAAUUCAUGCUGCUGGGACAGCAAGGGUCUCUCGUUUUGCCAGACCUCCUCUACAGUCUGACAAAGAGAUGGCUAAAAAGCCACGAGGAAGCUAUGAUGAAGUUGUAAGCUGUGAUAGAAAGGUGGGACUGGUCAAAUGGUAUGACAACAGACCAGUUGUCAUGGCUUCCAACUUUGUUGGUGUUGGCAGACAGGAUGAAGUCCGGCGGUGGGACAAAAAGAAGGCCCAGUUUGUGAUGGUUUCCCGUCCAGAGGUUGUCAAGCUGUACAAUGAAGCAAUGGGUGGUGUUGACCUGCUUGAUCAACUCGUCAGUUUGUACCGCACAGAAAUCCGGUCAAAAAAGUGGACUCUGAGAAUGAUCACACAUGCUUUUGACCUUGCUGUUGUCAACAGUUGGUUGGAGUACAGGCUGGACUCCAAGAGGGCCAAUAACCCAACAAAAGACAUCUUGGAUCUCCUUCAUUUCAAGAUGAAUGUGGCCCAAUGUCUGGUGAGAGUUCAAAAAACAGUGGCAUCAAAACGUGGAAGACCCAGUAUGUCUCCGGAACCACAGAAUGCCCCUCACAGACCACCUCACCGGCCAGUUCAGGAUUCAAGGCCUCUACCUGAAGUUCAGUAUGACAUGGUUGACCACAUGCCAAAUUAUGAUGAAAAGAAAGAGGCCACCAGAUGCAAGAUGCCAGACUGUACCGGAAAAACACACGUCUGCUUCAAGGCUGCUCACCGAAAAUGAGUCCAUGGAAACAUCCAGAAGUGUGAUGUCUUCUGCAGGGCACAUUCCAAGUGUCCAAGUAAAUGUUUGAUCUGUUCAUUGGCCUGCUUCUAAAAAUAUGUAUGGUUAUCUUUUGGAAAUGAUACUCUACUGGAGGCAGAACUGGUUCUCUAUAAUCAUAUAUCUUUCAACUUCAUGUUUAGAUUGCUUCAUAGCAUCUUCCUCUCA
Melanotaenia boesemani (Boeseman's rainbowfish) is the source of this 1307-nucleotide messenger RNA. RefSeq names its product piggyBac transposable element-derived protein 3-like. The record is from RefSeq and is a predicted model, not a curated record. The transcript is spliced from 2 exons. The coding region runs from base 81 to 1100 and encodes 339 amino acids. NCBI's taxonomy places the organism in Eukaryota, Metazoa, Chordata, Actinopteri, Atheriniformes, Melanotaeniidae.